AUGCUUCCAAAGUUUGCCUUGCUCUGCACCUUUACUGUCGCCAGCCAUGCUCUCCCUAUCCUCCGUCGACAAGCACCGGAACCUUUUGUCCUCCCUGUACCUGCUGAAGGGCCCGGUCCUACUUUCGAUGCCACAGCUACACGCGCAGCCACAGGCGUCCAAAUUCGCAACGCCGCGAAUCCGAGCGUUUGUUUCGACGUCUCCGACUUCCGUGCUGGAGAUUUCAGAUUCAACCUUGUACCUCUCGCUUUAAAACCGUGCGAUGCAUCAGUUGAAGGCCAAAAGUUCGACCUGAUCACUAAGGGAGAACAUAACAAUGUCCCUGAUGGCAGCCGAACGUUGAUCGUUUCGAGUCAGCAAUUUACCUGCGUUGACCGUAGAAGCAAUAAAAACGAUCGUACUCGACCUGGCCUCUUUGCAUGUGGUGGUCGGGCUGCUGGUGACGGCGAGACUACCGCGGACCAGCAGUUCUUCUUCAAUAGCACGGCCAACCUAGCAAGCGGUAUCGGGUUCACCCUUGUUCGAGAUUCCGUCAACAAUGGCAUUGGUCCCGGGAACACUUGCAUGAGCUUCGACGCGGACGGAUUCGUUCAGAAUACUCCUUGCUCCCCUCCCAACUUCACACCAGAACAGACUUGGAUUAUUGGCGACGCCUCUGGUGGUUCUCCUCCGUCUGUGCCUACCCCCGACGCUCCAGUGAGCCCUAGUCCAGCCUCGUCUGCCGAGCCUGUCGCUCCGACAUCUGAGCAGCCUGUGCCAGAAGAGCCGUCCCAGUGCCCUGCAGAUGUGGAGACUGUUACCGUUGUCACCACUGUGACCGUUCAGCCCACACCUACGCAGGUGCAGACCCAAGGCCCCGCUAUUUCUCUCACUUCGAGUAUUCCCGCGGGUGGUUCAGUAACGUUUGUACCCCUGCCACAAGCCACAGAUGCUCCAGCGGCCGAACGACCGGAGGAGUUUGUACUCCCGGUGCCCAAGGAAGGCCCAGGUCCCAAAUUUGACUCAACAGCUACUCGAGCAGCGAGCUCUGUUCAGAUUCGAAACGCGGCGCAACCGGAUCUUUGCUUCGACGUCUCCAACUUCAAAGCAGGAGAUUUCCGUUUCAACCUGGUGCCCAUCGCUCUCAAAAAGUGCGAUGCGUCCAUUGCUGGUCAAAAGUUUGACCUCAUCACCAAGGGCGAACAUAACAACGUGGCGGACGAAAGCAGGGUGAUCAUUGUUUCCAGCCAGCAAUUCACCUGCGUCGACCGCAGGGGGAACAUUAAUGACCGCAAUCGCCCUGGACUGUUUGCUUGUGGAGGUCGAGCAGCAGGUGAUGGGGAAACUAGCUUUGACCAACAGUUCUUCUUUGACAAAACCGCUGAUCUCACUGAAGGCAUCGGAUUCCCGACAGUUAGAGAUGCACAAAACAACGGCGUUGGGACUGGAAACCAAUGUUUGACUCUUGGCACAGAUGGGUUCCUCAGCAACACUCCUUGCUCUCCUCCCAAUCUAACCCCGGAACAAACUUGGAUUGUAGCGUGAUGGGGACUAGAUAUCGCCCCGUGCCGUGUAUUACCGAUCCACAACUGUAUUCGUAUGCGGUCUGAGUACCAUUCCUACAUCAUUGA
Molecule: messenger RNA, 1610 nt
Organism: Coprinopsis cinerea okayama7#130
Lineage: Eukaryota; Fungi; Basidiomycota; Agaricomycetes; Agaricales; Psathyrellaceae
Exons: 6
Coding region: 1-1524 (507 amino acids)
Source: RefSeq, a predicted model, not a curated record